Brienomyrus brachyistius is the source of this 3781-nucleotide messenger RNA. RefSeq names its product SH3 domain-binding protein 1-like. Lineage: Eukaryota; Metazoa; Chordata; Actinopteri; Osteoglossiformes; Mormyridae. Gene Ontology annotation, biological process: signal transduction; regulation of actin cytoskeleton organization; positive regulation of GTPase activity. Bases 1253 to 3028 code for a protein of 591 amino acids. Gene Ontology annotation, molecular function: protein binding; GTPase activator activity. Gene Ontology annotation, cellular component: intracellular anatomical structure; cytosol; cytoplasm. The transcript is spliced from 19 exons. The record is from RefSeq and is a predicted model, not a curated record.
GAAACCUGUUGCGGUUUUGUCAUUUGAUGAUUUCUAUGGUAAACAUCGUUUCCUCCUCCGAGGUCCUCGUGGCGAGCCUUUUGUUAGACUUUUAAUAAAGAAAUGAAGAAGUGCUCGAUUAAACACAGUACCCGCCUGUCCUAUCCUCCCCUAAACUGCAACCGAAACAUCUUUCUGCCCUCAGGACGAAGCCUGACCCCAUAAUGGCGUAUAGAUCUCAUCUGUUCUUACUGAUUCUUGUUGUUUCCGUUUUUAAAAUUGAAAAAUACAUUUUAAGUUGAAUUUUCAUUGCCCAAACGUCAGAAAAGAAGUUUGGUGAGUAGUUUCGUAAUCAGGGAACAACUGACGAAGCUGAAGGUGGUUUUCUAAUCGGGAGAAAAUACAGACAUGUGUAGAAACCAAUAUGAUUAUGAAACCUAAUUUGCUAAAUGCAGACCAUAGACACAGGCGAACUAUUUAAUGUCAACGUGCAAGUGAAUUCUAAAGGUACUGAGUGCCACUUUUUAAACUUUUGAACACUGGCCCCUCAAACAGUGUCUACGCAGAUCUGCUUAGAUAUGUUUUGUUUUCACAAGACAUUUGUUGUGUUACAAGAUAAAAUAAGUUUGAUAACAUCUGUGUAAUUAAGAAAAGGGAAAUGAGCUUAAAAGUAUAUUCUGGAGCAUAUGAAUAUCAAAGGUUUCAUUUACUUGUUCGUUGUUCUGUUGCAGAAAAGAUAAAGUUAUAUGUUACUAAUGUGCAUCAAUCACCACUGAAAUAUCCAAAAAUCUUCUGUGAACCGCUUUCCUCUGAAUAAGUUCCUCCUCCUCUGAUCUGUUGGCGUGUGUAUGUGAGUGUGUACGCAUGCGUGUUCUCACACCCUUGUGUGACUUCAAGCCACACAGCAGUUCUGAAACUCAAACUUCUGGCUGAUGAAGUGCUGCAGGACUUGGAAUGAACCAGAGAAAAUUUGAAAGAAAUAUUACACAACAAGACAUAAAACACGGACCAUCUGCAGUGGCGCCUUCAAUGUAACCAUGAGAAAGCAGUUUAAUCUCCUAAAACAGCUUGGAUCACUGGGAAAGACGCAAGAUGCUACCGAUCUACUCACUGAGGACCUGGUGCUGGUGUCCUCGCGUGUAUUUGGUUGCAGGUGGAGCAGAGAGUUGAGCCAACCAAGAAGGCUGCCCAGAUCAUUCACAAGAAGCUGUCCGCUUGCCUGCAGAGCCAGACAGGGUUAGAUGCUGAGAAGCGCACGAAAAAACUCCCGUUGAUGAUGUUGUCCAUGAGCAUGGCAGAGAGCCUGAAGGACUUCGAUGGAGACUCACCAAUAAGGAGGGUUCUGGAAAUGUGCUGCUUCAUGCAAACUCUCCUGGCGAAGACGCUGGCCGACUUCGAGGUGCAGCUGGAGAAGGAAGUCCUGGAACCGCUCAACAAACUCAGCGAGGAGGACCUACCCGAAAUUCUCAAGAACAAGAAACAGUUUGCCAAGCUGACCACGGACUGGCUCAACGCCCGCAGCAGGUCUCAGGCCAGCUCGGGUCCGCAGGCCAAACAGGACGGCCUCAGAGAGGAGGUUGAGGAGGCCUGGAGGAAGCUGGAGAGCGCCAAGGACCAGUACUCUGCCGACUUGUACCACUUCAGCACCAAACAGGACGAAUACAGCAGCUAUUUCACCCGCCUGCUGGAGUUACAAGCCGAUUAUCAUCAGAAGUCUCUUUCCUUUCUGGAGCGGAACAUUACAGAGCUGAAGGAGAACCACAGCCAAUCAGGUCCCCUUCUAGGCGGCUCCUUCAAACCCGUGUACGGGCAGCCGCUCCUCUCCCACCUGCUGGACAGCGGUCGACAGAUCGCCACCCCCAUUCAGGAGUGCGUCCACAUGCUGCUGAACACAGGCAUGCAGGAGGAGGGUCUCUUCCGACUGGCGGCGGCAGCCUCUGUGGUUAAGAGACUGAAACAUAGCCUGGACAGCAGCAAUGUGGACCACAGUGAAUUCAGCUCUGACCCCCAUGCCGUAGCAGGGGCCUUGAAGUCAUAUCUCAGGGAGCUGCCUGAGCCACUCAUGACCUUUGAUCUUUAUGAUGAGUGGUUCAAAGCAGUCAGUGAAAGAGAGCUUUCGGACCGGCUGGAGAGGAUAAGAGAGGUACUGAAGAAGCUUCCUUUGGAAAACUACAACAACCUUAGGUACCUGAUCCAGUUCCUGGCCCGCCUGUCGGAGCAGCAGGCCGUGAACAAAAUGACCCCCAGUAACGUCGCCAUCGUGCUGGGGCCCAACCUGCUAUGGCCCAAGAUGGAGGGGGAGAAUGUGACCUUUGACAUGGCGUCGGCCUCCUCUGUCCAGGUAGUUUCUGUGAUCGAGCCGCUGAUACAGCAUGCCGGCAGCCUGUUCCCCGAAGAGGUGGACUUUAUGAUUCCUGAGCUUCCGGGGAAUUCCGAUCUGACUUCCUCACAGUCCCUGCCCUGUGUUGCAGAUCCACACUCUCACACAGACCCUAGUAUAACACCUCUUACUGACAGCUCAUCAUUGUCACAAAACAUCUCUGAAGCGCUCUCCCAAUUGAGCUCCAUAGGUAACAGCUCUUCCUCAGACUCCAAGAGCAGGCAUCCUGUCCUGACCAGUCACCAAUCCCCAGCCGCCAGCUCUGGUUCACACGGACCCCCCCACCAUCAAGCAGCAGCGCCGUCCAAAGGGGGAAACUGGAGUAUCCGGAAGGAAACCCCACGACGACAUGGGGAGAACAUGCAAACUCCACACACAUGUGACCCAGGCGGAGACUCGAACCCGGGUCCCAGAGCUUGGAGACCCAGUCUGCAACAGAAACCGUUUUUCCAACCCAGAGAGACUCCAAAGGGGAACGAGGACUUCUGCAAACCCUCGGGUCAGUCACUUCCGCCUGCCCAGGGAGAGGAGCCGUUGGUACCGACGAUACCCUGUGACCAUCUGAGCAGGAAGCCACCUGUCAAGAAGGGCACAGUGAAAUGCCCCAGCUUCCCGCCCCCAAACCCUCCCCAGCUGAUUAACAAGCACCUUUCCUUCCUCGGCCAGUGACCUGGGACCGCCACGGGCUUCGUAAGCCGAGGGUCCCUCCACGCUUACGCACAUUACGCCCUUCGUGCUGUUUUCCGCUAAACGUGGGAAAUGACCGCAGCAGAAAACACACAUAUGUGUUUAUCAGAAGCGUUUAUUAUCAUGCUGUAUGAGGAGGAUAUUAUUUGUGAGUGUGCCAGUUACACUCUGGUUUUGUACAUUUACCCUUGCGUUCCUAUGCCAGCUAGUUUCCUCAUAAUCCGUUACCGUACUGUAUGCAUGGAGGAAACUCUGUUUCUCUCAGUGUCAAAAGCUUUGCAGUUAAUUGUGCAUAAUCUUUCAUAUGCCUUGCUUGCACUUUGCUUCUUCUAAGCAUUACAUUUCCGCGUGCAGUAUAUUUUUUGCGGUGAGCACAAACAUACUAGCGAAAACAAUACAAUGACUCAUCUAAAGGUUAAAUUCACCACAGCCGAAUUACUGUUUUCUUUUUAAUGGUACUCCGUCUGCUGUUUCCCCUGUAUUCUUGCAGGUGAAAGAGCCGCUAAUCUCCCCCAAUAAUUUACAGAAAGAGCCACAAAUCCAUCUAAAUAUGCUCUUAAAUUUGAUGAUCUGUUAAUCUUUCAGGACUGGAUGCUACACCGUUCGCAUUUGGUUUCUGAGGUUCUAAAAGCAGGUGGUUUCCUGUUUGCAUUAAUGCUGUGUGACGUAUUGGAUUAAAAUAGCAGGAACUGAAAGUACCUGUUUUCUAAAAAAUAAAGGCAGCUGUAGAUGAAA